AUGCAAAGCACAAACACCAGCGACUCGUUGCGAUCCGCGCCCAUCCGUACCAUGCUUUCUUUCUCCCCCAAACCCGUCUUCACCACGACGUGGGACCACCACCGCCCCAACACAUCCUCGCCGCUCUCGUCGUCGCCCGUCCGGGCAUCCUCUCCCCUUUCACCCGUCGACAGAAACUCCCUGCCCCAGCGCCAGGUCCAGUCGUCGCCCAUCCAGCAGCCAAAGUUCAAGUACGCGUCCAGAGCGGCCGCGCGGCGGAACCCAAUGCUGCGCCAGGGUGAAGACGCCCGGGACUCCAGGCGGCGGGACUUUCUGCAGAAUGUGAGGAGGAAAGCAGAGGACAAGGCGUGGGAAAGGAGGGAUAUUGAGGGAAAGUUUUUGAAGAACAGCUUUUUGGCCGACGUUGGACGGCUCGCGCACGAUGCGCCGACUCUGUCGGAAACGGACCUGGAUGACGCCAUCAGGUUUCCGGAAGAGCAUCAGAUGCUGCCCGAAGAAGAGGACGCGCUGAAUGGGUAUCUGGAGGAGGAGGAGGAGGAGGUGGAAGCUAUGCUAGCCUCGUAUCAGGAGCAGAAGAACUCUGCACCUGAAGCGCCGUGCUCUCCCGCCCUCUCCGACGAGGAGUAUGACCAAGUGUUUGCCGAGUUGAUUGCUCAGGAGGAGGCAGAGUCACAAGCACAAUCACCUGUGGAGGCAAUGGACAUAUCCUGA
Messenger RNA from Ustilaginoidea virens, 711 nucleotides. RefSeq lists its product as uncharacterized. The record is from RefSeq and is a predicted model, not a curated record. NCBI's taxonomy places the organism in Eukaryota, Fungi, Ascomycota, Sordariomycetes, Hypocreales, Clavicipitaceae. The transcript has 2 exons. Bases 1 to 711 code for a protein of 236 amino acids.